Messenger RNA from Drosophila eugracilis, 1463 nucleotides. Its product is annotated as aspartic proteinase A1. Gene Ontology annotation, cellular component: lysosome. NCBI's taxonomy places the organism in Eukaryota, Metazoa, Arthropoda, Insecta, Diptera, Drosophilidae. Gene Ontology annotation, molecular function: aspartic-type endopeptidase activity. The record is from RefSeq and is a predicted model, not a curated record. Gene Ontology annotation, biological process: cell death; proteolysis.
AAUUAGUUAGUUCAAAGCCAAUGCAAUAAACAGAAAAUACCUCCAACCUGACCUGAUUGUAAUGGAAUUCUGGCCUGGCUUUUCCAUAAAUACGUGACCAGUUCUCGAUUUAGGGCCAAAGUGUCGACGACCAACGAUGCAGUCUUUCAAGAAACUCCGACUGGCAUUGACCUUAGUGCUAAUUUUGUGUCUGACCAAUAGUUUUGUGGAAUCAAGAAGAUGGGGAAAGUCAGUGAAAUUACAUCUGCACAGAGAAUCGAAUCACACCAAGAUACUGAAGAGUUUUCACAGCCAAAAGUUGAGACUCAAAGAGAAACUAAGCCCAACUACUACCACGGAUUUAGAGAUCACCUCGUUAACUGUAACUGGAACAACGCUUUCCAAAGAUAACCUAAUCAACUCUCACAACACCGAGUACUACGUAACAGCUUCUUUUGGAAGUCCUCAAUCUCAGCAGGCCACUCUUCUCGUAGACACAGCCUCUGCAAAUCUACUGGUCUAUUCUUCGGAGUUCGUAAAAACUUCUUGUUCGAAACACAAUGGCUAUAAUUCCAGUUUAUCGCAAACUUAUCAGGCCAAUGGAACAGCCUUUCAGAUACAGUUUGCAUCGCAGGAUGUCCUAACUGGUAUUCUCUCCACGGAUACCUUUACCUUAGGCGACUUGGCCGUAAAAAAUCAGACUUUUGCUGAAAUAAAUUCAUCAUCUCAGAAUUUGUGCAAUCGCUCGAACUUCGAUGGGAUCCUAGGACUGGGACUUCCUCAGAUAGCCAUUGAUGGAGUGACCACCCCUCUGGAUAAUAUUGUGGAUCAAGGACUCAUCGAUGAUCCCAUUUUUUCGUUCUACGUCAAUCGAAACGCUUCGGAUGCCAGUAAUGGUGGAGAACUGCUGCUUGGCGGUUCGGAUCCUACACUUUAUAGCGGAUGUUUGACAUAUGUGCCACUCUCCAAAGUGGGAUUCUGGCAGAUCACCGUUGGACAAGUUAAGAUUGGUAGUAAGAAGCUCUGUUCCAACUGCCAGGCCAUCUUCGAUGUGGGAACUUCUUUGAUAAUCGUACCUUGUGCUGGUCUCAAAAUCAUAAACAAAAAAUUGGGUCUUAAGGAAACCGACAAGAAGAACGGCGUCUAUAUCAUUGACUGCAGUAAGGUGUCAAAAUUGCCGAAUAUCGUUCUGAAUAUUGGAUGGAAGGACUUUACUCUCACUCCAUCGGACUAUGUUCUCAAUUACAGUGGAACCUGCGUAUCCGGUUUUUCGAGUCUCUCUGACUGUAAGGGAGAGCAAAUCAAUGACGAUGGCGAGGACUUGAAUGAUCUCUGGGUGCUGGGCGAUGUGUUCUUUGGAGCCUUCUUCGUUUUGUUUGAUUUUGGACUCAAACUUAUCGGCGUUGCUCCUAAAGUUUAAGGGAAUAAUUUCAUAUUUUUAAACUUCUGGUAGGCUUAUAAAUAAAUAUAAACAUUUGGUGGCA